AUGAUGGGAUUCCUGGCCAAGACGCCUGCUGUGCUAUCACUCAAUGGCCAUCCUCAAGUGACGCUGCACGUGGAAAAAGACGGCAAAGUCAAUGAAACACAGCACGCGGAUCCCCCGACGUCUGUGGGCGAGCCAACGCUCGAGCCCAUGAAGCUCCUGGGCUCAUUGGUGCGACUGCGCAUCUCGGAUGGCCGCGUCAUCGUCGGCCGCUUCCACUGCUUUGACAAGCACCAGAACGUGGUGCUCAAAGACGCGCGAGAGUUUGCACCGACGCGCACCGGGCUAAGCAAGAACAGCAAGAGCAAGACAGUUCUUGCUGCAGAAGCAGAAGCACGCGGUCAAGAGGAAGAGACGCGCUUCGCUGGUCUUUUGCUGCCGUCGAACAGUCGCUCGCUUGGCUUGACUCUCGUGCCAGGCAAGCACAUUGUGUACAUGAAGGUGCAUUGCUAG
Messenger RNA from Peronospora matthiolae, 450 nucleotides. Lineage: Eukaryota; Oomycota; Peronosporomycetes; Peronosporales; Peronosporaceae. The record is from the annotation of a GenBank genome assembly.